Patiria miniata (bat star) is the source of this 771-nucleotide messenger RNA. RefSeq lists its product as uncharacterized. The record is from RefSeq and is a predicted model, not a curated record. Bases 1 to 771 code for a protein of 256 amino acids. Lineage: Eukaryota; Metazoa; Echinodermata; Asteroidea; Valvatida; Asterinidae. The transcript has a single exon.
AUGGACUUGCGUAUUGGAAGGACAGCGUGCCCAGUACGGGCAGUCAUUGCCAAAGUCAAAACCAAAGGAAUACUCGGGAUGGACUUUCUGCUCCCAACUGGAGGGACACUGGAUUUCAACAAGUGUGAACUUUUGCUUCACGGAGAACACAUCCGGUGCACAACUAGAUGGGGAACUACCUUGCAUGCCAGGGUGGUUGUGGCAGAAACGACUGUCAUUCCGCCCGGACACGAAGCUCUUGUUCAAGGAAGAGUGACCCGUGAUUUCGAAUCAGGUGACCUGGGGAUAAUAGAACCGAUUGAAGGAGGUGGUGAGUUGGCGCAAAAAGGCUUGAUUCUUGCAAGAACGUUGGUAGAUCCUAAGGAGGGAGUACUUGCCUUGCGGUUGCUUAAUCCGGGCAGCCGAGAGUGCAUGGUUCGGUCGGGCGGCACGACAGCCGGACGCCUCACACCGGUGGUAGAGAGAGAUGUGCUGCAGGCACAUGCAUUUGAACCCGGAGAUGAAAACAAGGAUGUUCAUGUCCCCGGCCACCUUGAGGAUCUCUGGAAACGCAGUGUUGAGAAUCUGGAUCCCUGUUAUCACUACGCAGUGGCUCGACUGCUCACUGAUUUUGCGGAUGUAUUUUCGGAGGGCGAUCAUGACAUUGGGAGAAAUGAUUGGGUGAAGCACCAUAUCGACACGGGAGAAACACGGCCUGUCAGGCAGAGGCCCCGCCGGCAGCCAUUGUGCAAGCAACAGGAGAUUGACCGACAGGUGCAGGAGACUUGUUGA